Molecule: messenger RNA, 2021 nt
Organism: Glossina fuscipes
Lineage: Eukaryota; Metazoa; Arthropoda; Insecta; Diptera; Glossinidae
Product: glutactin-like
Exons: 6
Coding region: 117-1958 (613 amino acids)
Source: RefSeq, a predicted model, not a curated record
ACCUAUUAAAAUAAAUUUGCCCUGGAAUUAGCAAUCUUCACUCCUUCAAAUAGUCUUAAAGAAAUUAAUUUAGUCUUUCAAUGAUUGCGGAGAACAGCAGAUCAAAAAAAUAAAAUAUGCUGCAGAUCUUCAAAUAUCUGAUGGUUUUACAAAAUUUAUAUAUUUCAUUAGCUUUACUUGAGAAAAAGGAUGCCAUCGUAAAUUUACCAAAUUUGGGUUUAAUACAAGGUAAAAUUAUAGAAACCGCUUGGAUGAAAAGAAAAGUUUUACAAUUUGUGGAUGUUAAGUACGCAGAACCACCUUCAAGCAAACAUCGGUUUAAGCCUCCCAGACCAAUUGAACCCUGGAAAGAUGUUAAGGAUGCUACAACUGAAAAAAUUGGUUGCCCUUCCAUAGUUUCAAUUGAGUCGUUGCAAACUCUAGAUGAAAUUUUGGAUAUUGAGGAUUGUUUAACUAUGACGAUAACUACGCCUAAUAUAAAAGGCAAGUAUCCGGUUUUGGUUUAUAUUCAUGGCGAAUAUUUGUUUGAGGGUAGCAAUUCGGAGGCUCCAGCCGAUUAUUUUCUUGAAAGGGACAUUGUCUUGGUCGUACCACAAUAUCGUCUAGGUCCUUUUGGUUUUUUAUCUACAAAAACCGCUGAAAUACCGGGAAAUGCUGGAGUUUUGGACAUUCAUUUGGCUUUGCAAUUUAUCAAAAUUUUCAUACGCAAUUUUGGCGGAGAUGCCGGCAAAGUAACUGUGGCUGGGCAAGUAGGUGGGGCUAGCAUAGCUCACUUAUUAACUUUAUCUCCAAAGGUUGAAAGAGGCUUGUUUCAUCAAGUGAUUUAUCAUUCAGGUUCGGCUUUAAUGCCGGCAUUUUUAGAGGAAAAUCCUCGGCGGUUUGCCAAAGAAAUUGCCGGAAAAGCCAAUUGUGAAGUGCGUACCGUAAGAGAUUUGAAUCAAUGUUUAAUGGAUAUGUCACCUGUGCAACUGUUAGGAGCGUUCAUGGACCACGCCCAAGAUAAAUACGAAUUAGGUAUUGGUCAUAUAGGAGGCAUGCACUUCACUAUAGGUGACACCAAUGGCCUCUUGCCUGAGCAUCCUUACAAUUUGAUGCUCAAAACUAAUAAUUCUUACCCAGUAAUGGGCGGUUGUCCCAAAAAUGUCGGAUCACGGAUUGUAUAUGAUAUUGUGGAAAACUAUUUUGGUGGUGUAAUUCCUAAUGAUUCUUACAAUAGUUUUAAUUACAUAGAUCAUGUAAUACGUCAGACAGUGGGCACAGAUAAGAAUAUGUUGUUGACUAGCUUUAUAACGCAUAACUUUCUUAAUCGCGAAAUUAUAGAAAAUGGUACUUUUGUGUCUUUUCUGCCAAGAUUAAUAGAUUUAGCCAGUACCUUAAUGUACAAAUUGCCUCUGCUAUUGGCGCUAAAUAUGCACAACAAAUAUUUAGUCGAUCGUACCUUUCUGUAUUCUUUUGAUUACGCUGGUGAAUAUAAUCGUUAUUAUGAUUUAGACGAAGAGCACAACACGCAGAGUCCUUUCAAAGCAGGCGUAUCCUUAACAGAUGAAGCUCUUUAUCUGUUUCCUUAUCCAGAACAUGUGAAACAUCUCACACCAGCCGACGAAAAUAUGUCCAAUCGCUUGGUCGAUUUAUGGACUUCAUUUGUUGUGAAUGGAUACCCGUUGGGUAGUCUACGUAGUGGCUACUGGCCACCGAUGUCCACUUUAUAUGGCCCCUAUAUGAAAUUGGAUGAAACCUUUAGCAUAGCUGGAAACUAUUUCAAGGAAUUUUCAGCAACAAUAAGAGAUGAAGAGAAUGGCUUUAAUUUAGUACGGGAGAUAUACUUUUCCAAGGAAAAUUUUCAAUCAUCGAAAAAAGCAAACUAUGUCACGAGCGAAAGAAAAACGCAACAAAAGACAACGUCUUUGAAUCAAUAUUCAAAAUUAAACAAAAAUACUUGGCUAAGAAAAAGAGUUUAGGAUUUCUGUUUCUCAAAAUGGAAAAACGGAUGAAGAUGGAUAUGUUAUUUUAGUGAAUCUGCA